AAUAGCACAUCCCUCCUUCUCCCUCCCGUCCCUCCCAUCCUCCCUCCCUCCCUCCCUCUUAAUCCCCUCAAUAAACUACCAUUUCUCUCCUCCUUUUCUUUCUUCUAAUACUCUUUUUUUUUUUUUUUGAAUCAUCAUACUGACCCUAAACGACAACAAUGACAAUUUCCUAAUUACCAAUUAUCAAUAACAAUAUAAUAAAAAAGGUUCACAACUCUUUCCUUCUUCUAGGGUUGCCGAAACCCUAGAAAACUCCCCCUCCCUCCGUCCCUCUGUAUUUCCCAUUCAAAACAGAAGAAAAGAAAUAAAGUUGGAGCUGUUUCUGUAUCUGUUUCCGUAUCAGUAUCAGUAUCAAUAGCAGUUUCUAUGUGAGGGUCAGUUGUUUCCUUUUUUACCACUUGUUUCUGAUUUCCUUAUAUUCUACUGCCACUACUUCAUUUCUUUUUUUAUUAAGUGGAGCAGACUGAUAUAUGUACAUGUCAGUUUAAUUUUUAUUACAUUAAAAAAAUAAUUGAAUUGAAUUGGAGAUGGAAAACGAGGUGCUUGAAUUCGAUAUAGGUUUAGGAAGUGGUGCUGAUGAUGAUGCUGUUGACAUUGAUAUUGAUGACGACUUGCCUUCCACUCCUCCCCUUCCUCUUCCUCUUCCCAGCUCCACCUCCACUCCUCCUACUCAAAUUUACCUUCCUGAGGGUGAUCUUUUGGAUCUUGAGCCUUAUGAGAGCAUGGAAUUCGAGUCUGAAGAGGCUGCCAAGGCCUUUUACAAUUCUUAUGCUAGGCGUGUUGGCUUUAGUACCCGUGUCAGCUCGUCCCGCCGUUCUAGGCGUGAUGGAGCUAUUAUUCAGAGACAAUUUGUGUGUGCCAAAGAGGGUUUUAGGAAUUUGAAUGAGAAGCGUACUAAGGAUAGAGAGAUCAAGCGUCCCCGUGUUAUUACUCGAGUUGGUUGCAAAGCUUCUUUGUCUGUCAAAAUGCAGGAUUCUGGCAAAUGGGUUGUCUCCGGUUUUGUUAGGGGACAUAAUCAUGAGUUGGUCCCUCUUGAUCAGGUGCAUUGCCUCCGUUCACACAGGCAAAUAUCUGGCCCUGCUAAGACUUUGAUCGAUACAUUGCAGGCUGCGGGAAUGGGCCCUCGUAGGAUUAUGUCUGCCUUGAUUAAGGAGUAUGGUGGAAUUAGCAAAGUUGGAUUUACAGAGGUUGAUUGCAGGAACUACAUGAGGAACAAUCGUAUGAAGAGCAUGGAAGGAGACAUCCAGCUCCUUUUGGAUUAUUUGAGGCAAAUGCACAAUGAGAACCCCAAUUUCUUUUAUGCUCUCCAGGGGGGUGAUGACCAGUUCACGGGCAAUGUGUUCUGGUCUGAUCCAAGAGCUAGGGAAAACUACAGUUAUUUUGGAGACACUGUUACGUUUGACACCACCUACAGGUCCAACAGGUAUCGCUUGCCCUUUGCACCCUUAACUGGUGUUAACCAUCAUGGACAGCCUGUUUUGUUUGGUUGUGCUUUCUUAUUGAAUGAGACCGAAGCAUCAUUUAUUUGGCUAUUUCAGACGUGGCUCACGGCAAUGUCAGGCCAUCAUCCAGUGUCGAUCACCACCGAUCAUGAUGCAGUAAUAAGUUCAGCCAUCAUGCAGGUCUUCCCCGAGACUCGACAUCGCUUUUGCAAAUGGCAUAUCUUCAAGAAAUGCCAGGAGAAGUUGUCCCAUGUGUUACUCAAACAUCCAAGUUUUGAGGCAGAUUUUCAUAAAUGUGUUAACCUCACCGAGUCGAUUGAGGAAUUUGAAUCCUGCUGGUUGUCGCUUGUUGAUAGAUAUGAACUCCGGCAUCAUGAGUGGCUUCAAACGAUAUAUUCUGAUCGCAGGCAGUGGGUCCCUGUGUAUCUGCGGGAUGCUUUUUUUGCAGAGAUGUCUAUAACUCAGCGAAGUGAUAGCAUGAACUCAUACUUUGAUGGUUACGUGAAUGCUUCAACCAAUCUGAGCCAUUUCUUUAAGCUGUAUGAGAAAGCUAUAGAGAGUCGAAAUGAAAAAGAAGUAAAAGCAGAUUAUGAUACGAUGAACACAAACCCAGUUUUGAAGACCCCAUCUCCAAUGGAGAAACAAGCAUCCGGGCAGUACACUAGAAAAUUGUUUGCAAGAUUUCAAGAGGAGCUAGUUGGGACGCUAACUUUCAUGGCAUCCAAAGCAGAAGAUGAUGGGGAGAGCAUUAUGUACCAAGUUGCGAAGUUUGGGGAAGAUCAUAAAGCUUACUAUGUUAAAUUCAAUGUUUUGGAGAUGAAGGCGCGAUGUAGCUGCCAGAUGUUUGAGUUCUCUGGCCUUCUAUGCAGACAUGUGCUGGCAGUCUUUAGAGUCACCAAUGUGCUUACCCUCCCAUCACAUUACAUUUUGAAACGAUGGACAAGAAAUGCCAAGAGCAAUGUCAUAUUGGAAGAACACCCCUCUGAUGUAUAUAAUGGCUAUCUCGAAUCUCAUACUGUUCGAUAUAACACCCUACGCCAUGAGGCUUUCAAAUUUGUAGACGAAGGAUCCAAGUCCCUAGACACUUACAAUGUGGCAAUGGUUGCUCUGCAAGAGGCCACAACAAGAGUUGCACUGGCAACAAAGAAUGAGGGGAGAACUAGUGUUGUGAAUAGCCGGAAUAGAGGGGACAUGGCAAGCAAUGGGAUUAGGGCUAAUUAUACCAGUGGUAAUCAUCUGGGGAGCUCUGGCCAAAUUUUGUCGGAGAAGGAUACGGAUAAGAAAAUCCAAGAACUUAGAGAUGAACUGGAGCAUGCAAAUCGAAAGUGUGAGGUAUACCGAGCUAACCUCCUUUCAGUUUUAAAAGAUAUUGAUGAUCAUAAGCUACAGUUGUCAAUUAAAGUACAAAGCAUAAAGAUUAGUAUGAAAGACAGCAUCUGAAGGUGCAAUAGAACUUUACCAUGUAGUUUCGUUUGUAAUCUCUUCCUUUUUUUUCUUUCUCCUCCCAAUCAAUUGAAAGUCCAAGUACUUCAUUGGUGCUCUGUGGAUGAGGUUGAUUUUGACCUUGUCAGUGCUUUAGAGAUUGUGAAAGCUUUCAAUUUAUCUUCUCUUGUACAGUGCACUUAUUGUCUUUAGAUCUAUACGAGGAAGCAAUGAUUUCUUCAA
This is a messenger RNA of Populus nigra (black poplar), 3107 nucleotides long. Its product is annotated as protein FAR1-RELATED SEQUENCE 5-like. Gene Ontology annotation, biological process: regulation of DNA-templated transcription. The record is from RefSeq and is a predicted model, not a curated record. Bases 528 to 2882 code for a protein of 784 amino acids. The transcript is spliced from 2 exons. Gene Ontology annotation, molecular function: zinc ion binding. NCBI's taxonomy places the organism in Eukaryota, Viridiplantae, Streptophyta, Magnoliopsida, Malpighiales, Salicaceae.